AUGCCACGCUGGGAAGCAUCUUCCUGGCGUCUGCGUGCCCUGGAAAGCGGGCUUGGCUUUGCCUGCUCCUGUCCCGUACAACAACCUCCGGAAAUUAAUUUAGUUCUGCGUCCUCAGGGAUUAACUGGUGAUAAUGAAGUAUACGCCAAAGUUGAUUUAUGGGUCAAAUGUCCACAUACUUACCCUGAUACUGUUCCUGAAAUAGAACUAAAAAAUUCAAAAGGCUUAUCAAAUGAGAAAAUAAAUGAAUUAAAAUCUGGGCUAGCAGAAUUAGCAAGACAGCGCUGUGGAGAGGUUAUGAUAUUUGAACUUGCAGACCACAUACAGUCAUUCCUCAGUGAGUAUAAUAAGCCACCUUCCAAGUCCUUUCAUGAAGAAAUGCUAAAAAAUCAUCAAAAGGAACAAGAAAGACUGGCCCAGGAGGAACUGCGUAGGGUACAAGAAGUUAAGAGAAGAGAGGAGCAGGAGCAACGUGAAAUCCUUGAUGAGAUUCAGAGAAGGGAAGAAGAGAAAAGAGAAGAAAGGAAAAAGAAAGAGAUUGCCAAACAGGAACGUCUGGAAAUAGCUUCUCUGACGAGUCAAGAGAAUUGCCACAGGAGAGAGACUACAGGGUACAAAGCUGUUCCCAGUUUAAAUGGGGGCGGCUGGGAACAUGGAGGGAACAAUAAACAUCGGCCAAAUUCAGCUGGACGAUCCAAACGAGAACGGCAUCUUUCGCUUGGUAAUACUGAAGAGUCCCCUGGAAAUUACGAAGUUUUGAACUUUAGUGCCACUGGUGCUGGGCAACUUAUUGUCCAUAAAGGAAAAUGUAUAGGCAAAGAUGAACAGCUUGGUAAAUCGGUCUACAAUGCCUUGGAAAUUCGCAGCGGAGAAUUUGUGUUAGUAUAUGAGUGGGUUCUGCAAUGGCAAAAAAAGAUGGGAAAGUUUCUUACAACACAUGAAAUAGAAAAAAUUGAGAAGUCUAAGAAACAGCUCCAGGGUGCCGAAACUGAGUUCAGCUCCCUGACGAAGCUCAGUCACCCAAACAUAGUACAUUAUAUAUGUAUGAACCUUAAAGAGCAGGAUGAUUCAAUUGUGGUGGACAUUUUAACGGAGCACAUAAGUGGGUGCAGCCUUUCGUCGUACUUGUGCAAGGAGACUCCGCUUCCCAUUGAGCAGCUGCGCCAUUACGUGACCCAAAUUUUGUCAGCUCUUGAUUACUUGCACAGUAAUUCAGUGGUGCACAAAGUUCUUUGUGCUUCCAGUAUUUUGGUGGAUGCUGAAGGAAAUAUCAAAGUGACAGAUUACAGCAUUUCCAAGCGCUUAGCUGACAUCUGCAAAGCAGAUGUUUUUGAACAAACCAAAGUUCGUUUUAGUGAAGAUGCUCUUCCCUACAAACCUGGAAAAAAAGGAGAUGUGUGGAGUCUGGGCUUGCUUCUAAUCUCUCUCAGCCAGGGCCAAGUAAUCAAGGAAUAUCCAGUUACCGUUCCUAGCAAUUUACCUGCUGACUUCCAAGACUUUCUGGAAAAAUGUGUUUGUUUGGAAGAUAAGGAAAGAUGGAAUCCUCAGCAGUUGUUACAACAUAGUUUCAUAAACCUUCCGCGAAUGAAGAUCCCAAUAGCAGAAGAAAAUGGAGAUGGUAAGGAACUCUGUUCUUUCUAUUUUCUGCAGUAUAGGCAGUUGCCCAGUGCUUCAUUCUUCACAGAAACACAGAAGCAAUUUUCACGUUACUACAAUGAGUUUGAAGAGUUAAAAUUACUCGGCAAAGGGGCUUUUGGAGCUGUCAUUAAGGUGCAAAAUAAGCUUGAUGGCUGCUAUUACGCUGUGAAACGUAUCCGCAUAAACCCUGCCAGCAAGCAGUUUCGGAGGAUUAAAGGGGAGGUAACGUUGCUUUCCCGCCUGAAUCAUGAGAAUAUUGUGAGGUACUACAACGCUUGGAUAGAAAAACAUGAAAGUCCCAUUCACCGCGUGUCAUCGUCUGAGACCACGGAAGAGAAAAGACUGCCCACCAAGGCAGACCCUUUCAUCCUUCCCAGUGAAGACACAAAUGAUGUGGAAGCCAAUGCUCCUCCGCCUGUUUUGACGAGUUCAGUUGAGUGGAGUACUUCCUGUGAGAGAUCCUCCAGCAACAAAUUCAGCAGGGCCGAUCAAGAGUCCAGCGAUGACGACGAUGAUGGUGACGGCGUGUUCUCCCAUUCCUUUCUGCCAACCACAGAUUCUGAAAGUGAAAUAGUUUUCGAUAAUGAGGAUGAAAACAGUAAAGGUCAUCCUCCGGAUGAAGAAUGUAAUGAAAAGAAUGGCAACGGAGAAGAUGACAAGCCACCAGUGAUUCAGACAGUGCAUUACCUCUACAUCCAGAUGGAGUAUUGUGAAAAGAGCACAUUAAGGGAUACUAUUGACCAGGGUUUGUAUGAAGAUACUAGUCGGCUUUGGAGACUCUUCCGAGAAAUUUUGGAUGGGUUGGCUUACAUUCAUGAAAAGGGAAUGAUCCACAGAGACUUGAAACCUGUGAACAUUUUUUUAGAUUCUGAUGAUCAUGUGAAAAUCGGCGAUUUUGGCUUAGCCACAGAUCAUCCAGCAAAUGCGGUUGUCUCUAAGCAAGAAGAAAAUUAUUCAGAUAAUUGCGCUAAGUCUGACCCAGCAGGUAGUUUGACAGGAAUGGUUGGUACGGCACUGUAUGUCAGUCCAGAGGUCCAAGGAAACACUAAAUCUACGUAUAAUCAGAAAGUGGACCUGUUCAGUCUGGGGAUAAUCUUCUUUGAAAUGUCGUACCACCCCAUGAGUACUGCAUCAGAAAGAAUCUUUGUUCUUGGUCAACUAAGACUACCCACUAUUGUAUUUCCAAAAGACUUUGAUGAAGUAAAGCAUGCAAAGCAGAGGUUGGUCAUCGCGUGGCUCCUGAACCACGACCCUGCGGCGCGGCCGACGGCCGUGGAGCUGCUGCGGAGCGAGCACCUCCCGCCGCCGCAGAUGGAGGAGUCGGAGCUGCACGAGGUGCUGCACCACACGCUGGCCAACGUGGGCGGCAAGGCCUACCGCACCAUGAUGGGCCUCAUCUUCUCCCAGCGCCUCUCCCCCGCUAUAGACUACACCUAUGACAGCGACAUGCUGAAGGGUAGUUUUUCUAUUUGGGCAGCCAAGAUACAGCAGCAUAUAUGUGAGAGUGUCAGCCGGAUUUUUAAAAGACACGGAGCCAUCAAGCUGCAUACUCCGCUGCUAAUGCCUAGAAAUAAAAAACUGUAUGAACAUAAUGAAGCUUCAUAUUUCAUGGAUCACAGUGGGAUGCUGGUUAUGCUUCCAUAUGACCUCAGAAUUCCUUUUGCAAGAUAUGUAGCUAGAAAUAACAUAACAAACUUGAAAAGGUACUGCAUCGAGCGAGUUUUCAGGCCUCGGAAGCUGGACCGCUGUCAUCCCAAAGAGCUCCUAGAGUGUGCGUUUGACAUUGUUACGUCCUCUGGAAAUAGCUUUCUGCCUGUAGCAGAAACAAUUUAUGCCAUUUCGGAAAUCAUUCAAGAGUUUCCAGUGCUACAGGAAAGAAAUUACAGUAUUUACUUGAACCACACUGCCCUGCUGAAAGCUAUACUUUUACACUGUGGGAUACCAGAGGAUAAACUCAAUCAAGUCUACAUCAUUCUGUAUGAUGCUGUG
This is a messenger RNA of Tinamus guttatus (white-throated tinamou), 3627 nucleotides long. The record is from RefSeq and is a predicted model, not a curated record. NCBI's taxonomy places the organism in Eukaryota, Metazoa, Chordata, Aves, Tinamiformes, Tinamidae.